Molecule: messenger RNA, 5187 nt
Organism: Marmota flaviventris (yellow-bellied marmot)
Lineage: Eukaryota; Metazoa; Chordata; Mammalia; Rodentia; Sciuridae
Source: RefSeq, a predicted model, not a curated record
GUCGCUCGGGCUGAGUGAGACCGUAAUCAGCGGCUCUGGCCCAACCAGGUCCCCACGGCCGGGCCUGCGAGCGGACGGCGUGUAACAGGGACCUUAGGGGCUUGGGGGUUGCAGGCUGUGCUCGGGUCGGGACGGGCUGGGCGCGCCGGGGCGACGCUUUGAGCACGCAGUGUCACAGACGAGGGACCCUGAGAAGAGCUCUGGCUUGGGUGGGCUCGGGGCUUAAAAAAAUGCCUGACGUGGACCUGGCCGAGUAGACGCGUUGACGCGACGCUGCUCUGGAGCCCUUGGGCCUUUACAAACCUCUCCUAGAAAAUUCCCGCCGCCUGGGAAGCUGGGACAGAAGUCUCCCUCUGCCCCUGUUAUGAGCAAAACGCGUUUGGACCUGUGGGUCGCUGAAGUUGCCACUGCAAAGGAACAAAAACACAAGCAUUCCAAGUGGCCUUUGUCCCAAACCCCUAUAUAUAAACGUGACAUUCUAAAACCAGGACAGGCCAACACCCGGGAAACAGACAUGACCGCCUCUGACUCCUUUCUAACCUGGCGUGGCGAAGGUGGGUUUCCGUAAAGAGGAGCUGGAGGGAGACAGGGAGGAUGAACCUGAUGUGGGCAGAAUUCAGAUGAGCUGGACAGUGCUGUGAAGGACCUUCAAGCAGCCCCCAAGAUCCCUGAUAUGGCAUCCAAAACCAAGAAGGGACUGAAAGGCUCCAUCGAUGAAGUCCUUGGUGACCUCCUGGGAGAUGAUAUGGCACUACCUGAGAAGCCUGUUGAACUAGCUUCACAUGCCAGAGGCUCCACACGUGCACCUCAGGGGCUCCCUUCUUCAAAGAGCAGAGCAAGGUCCCUCCUGGAUGACAAUAUUUUUGAUACCCUGGUAGAAGCUGAUGCUGAGAUUUCCGAUGUGUCAGAGGCAGACCCGCAGGCCUUGCUGCAGACCAUGAAGGAUCUAGAUGACAUGGACGCCGAUAUCCUGGGUUUGAAGAAGUCUCAUCCAGCCUCUGGCAAAACAGCUACCAAGGGUUCUGGGAAAGAGGAGCUGCCUAGCAAUCCCAGACCUGCCAGCAGGCUCGCAGCUGGUGAGAAGGGGGACACAGUUGCCACCAAGCAGCCAACCACCUCUCCCAGCAGCUUUGGGCAUCAGUACAGGAAGCUUUCCUUUGGAGACUUGGAAGACCCAUUGGCAGGACUUCUCUCUGAUGAGGAAGAAGACAUUGCCAAGAAGCCACCUGUGACAGAGAGUAAAACAGCUUCCAACAGAAGUCCCAUCCCAGUCAGAGAGCAAGGUCCCUGUAUUCCUCUAACUCCUGGGGACACUCCCAUCCGAAAGAAGGAGUUGCUGUUUGAUGAUGGGGACGACAUCAUGGCCACCCUGGGGUUUGGAGACAGCCCCAAGGGAGAGAAGAGACAGAUGGGUAACCAGGAAGGGCCCCGCCCUGCUCGCUCCAAGCUGGAUGAACUGCUGGGUCGAAGCACAGCCUCAAAACUCCUAGCUCAUCCGAGUCCCGGACAACACAGAGAGUUCAAACUAGACAAAAAAUAUCAGAAACCACAGGACAAAGAAGAAGAAGAUAGCUGGGACAACGAGGACCUCAUCUUUGGGGCCUACCAGCCCACUGUGGGCUCCUCCGAGGGUCCACAGUCUCGGCGACAGUCUGUCAGGGUCUUAGAAGGUGGCCCAGACCCCAAGGGAGAACCAGGCACCAAACAAAGUCCUCCAGCAGCUUCCAGCCCAAUCUCCCCCAGGAAGGGAGGAGCUGACUGGUUGGGCCUCAAGGAUGACGACUUGGACCUGCUUCCUCCCUCUCCCACCCGAGAGUCCUGUCGGGGAGGCUUGGCAAUCUCCACACCUUCUGUACCUGGUCCUGUGAGCCAGCACUCAGCCCUAGACCCAAACUCUGCCCCAUUUGGGCUGCCCUCCUCAGGGUCAAAGCCACCAGCAGAGAAUACAGGGCCAUCUGCCCAAGCCAGCCAGUCCUCCAAGCUGCGAGAGUCUGAGGCGGGAGAGGAGGAGGAUUGGCUGAGCCAUGUCUUGUCUCGGAAGAAGUCCCAGGGUGUGGCCAGAGAGGAGCAUGCUGAGGCUUAUAAGGGUCCGAACUCAGUGGGGACAGCCAGCCAACCUGUCACCAGCACUCAGGGGCUUGAUCAGGCAGCUGUGGGAAGGACCUCAGGAGCAACAGAACAAGAAAUACCAGCUGCCAGGCCCCUCCUCACAGGGUCCCCCGAGAGUUGGAGCCACUCUCCCUUGGCCCUCCCUGCAGGUGACCCAAAGAGAAGAACAGCCUCUGGAGACCCCUAUGGCACCGAGCCUGCGGUUUGUUUCCCCAAAUCUCAGGAACCCACAGGGCUCUCUGCACCUGUCAAGUCCCUGUUCCCAGAGUCCCUGGAGCAGAGCCUGCUGCCAGGUGUGGGAUACCAGAAGCAGCUCCUGGCAGCCCAGGCGCAGCUUCAGAGUGGCACUGCCCAGCUCCAAGCAGAGCUGCUGCAGAGCCACGCACGGCUGGCAGAGCUGGAGGUUCAGGUGCGGAAGCUGGAACUAGAGCGGACCCAGCACCAGCUGCUGCUGGAAAGUUUACAGCAGCGGCACCAGGCAGACCUGGAGCUCAUUGAGAAUGCACACAGAAGCCGCAUUAAGAUGCUAGAGACAUCAUACCAGCAACGGGAGGAGCGGCUCCGCAGAGAGAAUGAGGAGCUGUCAGCUCAGUAUCUCUCUCAUUGCCACGAGGCUGAGCAGGCCCGAGCCGAGCUCACAGCCCAGCACCAGCGGCGCUUGGCAGCAGCGGCACAAGAAAAAGACCAGGAGAUGGAGCGGCUUCGGGAGCUACAGCGGGCAUCCAUCCUGGAAAUGCGCAAGGACCAUGAGGAGCAGCUGCAGCGACUGAAGUUGCUGAAGGACCGAGAGAUCGAUGCAGUUACCAGUGCCACCUCCCACACACGGUCCCUGAAUGGCAUCAUCGAGCAGAUGGAAAAGUUCUCCAGCAGCCUGAAUGAGCUGUCCUCCCGCGUGGAGGCCUCACACCUCACCACCUCGCAGGAGCGGGAGCUGGGAAUCCGGCAUCAGGACGAGCAGCUGCGAGCACUGCAGGAGCGGCUGGGCCGGCAGCAGCAGGACAUGGAGGAGGAGCGUGCUCGGCUGCAAGAGGUCAUCGGGAAGAUGGAGGCCCGGCUAAGUGAGCAGAGCCGGCUGCUGGAGAAGGAACGCUGGCGUGUGAAUGCCGAGCAGUCCAAGGCAGAGUCCACGCAGCGUGCUCUGGAGGAGCAGAGGAAGGUCUUGGCCCAGCAGAUCGCCAUAGAGAGGGAGGAGCUGGAGAGGGCCAAGAGCGCCUUGCUGGAGGAGCAGAAGUCGGUCAUGCAGAAGUGUGGGGAGGAGAGGCGGCGCCUGGCAGCCGAGUGGGCUGAGUUCUUCACGCAGCAGAAGCUGAGUAAGGAGCGGGCUGAGCGCGAGGCCGAGCGAGCACUGCAGGUGGACACCCGCCGGGAGGGCACCCUCAUCAGCCUGGCCAAGGAACAGGGAGAGCUAAGGGUCAGGGCCAGCGAGCUCCGGGCCAAGGAGGAGCAGCUGGCAACUGAGAGGGAGGCUGUGGAGCGGGAGCGGCAGGAGCUACAGCAGGAGAAGGAGAGGGUCAGAGCCGCCAGCCUGCGUCUCCAGCGCCGUGCUGAGGAGGUGGAGCACAUGAGCCAGGUGGCCUCUAAGAAGUACCAGGAGGGUGAGCAAGCGCUGCAGGAGGCCCGGCAGUUGCAGUCUGAGCAACAGGCCCGGCUGCAGGCUGUUAGGCAGCAGCAGGAGCGGCUGCAGCAGCAGGAGCAGCAUGUACAUCAGGAACACCUGAGCUUGGCACAGCAGAGGCUACAGCUGGACCGUGCUCGACAAGACCUGCCCUCCAGCCUCCCAGGGCUGUUCUCAACAGGCCAGGGCCCAGCAGCCUCCGACCUGGGUGCCUUCUCAGCUCUCGUGACUCCCGCUCCCACCACCCUUCAGGGCAGCCAGCUGCUGGCCAGCCCAGGCCCCGCGAAGCUCCUUGCCAAGUUGGUGCUGCUGAAGCACACAGCCGAGCAGGACCGGGACUUCUUGGAGAAUGAGCAGUUCUUCUUGAACGCCCUGAAGAAUGCGUCCUACAACAUGACGUCCCAUUCCACUUAACAUGGACAGCUGCCCCUCGGCGAGCACCUGGACCCUGGACUCUCCCUUGCCAUGCUGCCGGGCCCUACCAGAGCCCUCCAUCCAGACAGCCUGCCUGUAUGCUCUUGCCAGGCCCUGCACCUUUGGCGCUCUGACGUGCAACAGCCCCCAGGAGCUGAGGGUGUCUCAUCACAGACUUCUGGCUCCAGUCUGACGGUCUGAGGAGGCAGCAAACUCCACCAGCUUCAACCAUAGGCAGCCGGUUCGGGUCUAUGUGCCUGGGCCUUUUCAGAGGCAGGGGUUUUCUUGGGGGGGGUACCAUGAACAGCCUUCUACCUUCUUUGCCUGAGAGGUCCCCUCCCUAAUGGGGACAUGGACAAAGGCCUCCUGGGCAAGUGAGUGGGAGGUCUGGUGGGGGCAGGGAGGGCACCAUGCCAGAUUCUUCUCACGGUUCCAUGAGCUCCUGGGAUUCAGCCAGCCACUCCACCCCCACUCAUUCUCAGCUCUGCCCAAGUGGCUGACCAGCUCAACAUGAACUUUGGCCUCCAGCUUCUUCCUCCUCAAUUAGGCCCUCACCAGAAGCAGGAGUAGGGAACUGUGGGUGAUGUUGGGGGUGUGGAAAUGGACAGGGAAGGAAGACAGCCAGAGCCUCUGUCCCUGGAGGGGAGAAAGGUGACCUAUGGGUCCCCAUGCACUGCUACUGCCACCUGCGCCUUUGCUGGCCUCCACGUACGUACAGGCCGUGUGCCAAGGUCAGCUGGAGGGAUGCCAGGAUGGGGCUGGAGGGGUACUCAUUGUACCCAGCAGACCCAGGACAAAUCAACUCGACUAAUAAAAUUGCAGUUGCUGCUAAAACUGCUUCUGUGCAGGAGCGAUUCCUCACCUUGCAUCCCAGAGGAAGCCAUCCCAGUAAGCAGGAGGGCAGAGGAAGAGAACACGAGGGAGAAGUGGCACCAUCUGUAGCUCUCUGCUCUUUGGAACAGCUUUCAGAGGGACCUAAUUUAUUUGCCAACAGUUUGUAGCUUUGGUCUUGAACACAUUAAACUAUUCUCUGCUUGCUUACUCACUUA